Molecule: messenger RNA, 1202 nt
Organism: Leguminivora glycinivorella
Lineage: Eukaryota; Metazoa; Arthropoda; Insecta; Lepidoptera; Tortricidae
Product: fibroblast growth factor receptor 4-like
Exons: 7
Coding region: 273-1202 (309 amino acids)
Biological process (GO): synapse organization
Cellular component (GO): neuron projection membrane
Source: RefSeq, a predicted model, not a curated record
GCAACCCGCCGCCGAAGCUGACGUUCCCACGACUUCCCGAAAACCCCAUUUACAAAAAAACUCGCCUCCUUGUUCGUAUUUUGUUUUUCCGUGACAGUGUCUUGAGUUCCAAACUUGAACACGAAACAAUAAACUUUUCGGCUUUCUUUUGUUUCUUUUGUCGUGAAGUGUUCCGUUUUACUGCUCAAGUGUUGAUAAGAAAUUAAAAUCUUUGGAGCAAGGGGCUGGAGAUUGACGCUAUGGAUCAAUGACCUUGCUCCGAGACACCGACGAUGGCGCGUAGCACGGCUGUCUACCUCUUUACAGUCCAUUUUCUCUCGUACAUUAUAGUUUGCCGUCAAGACAGCAGCAACAAUAAACCUCGCGACCAGAGCACAGUGUCGGAAUCUUCCAGAAGGUUCCGAACAGAGUUCCUGGAAGACUGGCCGCAGGCCCCUGGCGCUCCAUACUUCGAUCCAAGUACACCGGACAACGUCACCGGCCUUGUGGGACAUCCAGUCACACUUCUUUGUAAAGUGAAGAAUCUGCAAAAUCGAACGGUAUCAUGGGUGCGUCAUCGUGACAUCCACCUGCUGACGGUGGGUCGCUACACGUACACAUCAGACCAGCGGUUCGAGGCGCAGCACAAGCCGCGCUCCGAGGAGUGGGCGCUGCGCAUCCGCUCCCCGCAGCGGCGAGACUCCGGCCAGUAUGAGUGCCAGAUCUCCACCACGCCACCUAUCGGCCAUGCUGUCUUCCUUAAUAUCGUUGAACCAGAAACGGAGAUUCUGGGUGGACCGGAUUUAUUUAUCUACGCGGGCUCCACCAUAAAUCUGACGUGUAUCGUCAAGCACACACCAGAGCCCCCGAACACGAUUAAUUGGACUCAUAGAGGCAAGACGAUAAACUUCGACUCCACUCGAGGCGGCAUAUCGCUGGUAACCGAAAAGGGGACACACAGCAGCAGUAGGCUGCUAGUCCAGUCAGCCAGGACGUCGGACGCAGGCGCGUAUCAGUGCGCGCCGGAUAACGCGCUGACUGCUUCAGCUAGAGUUCAUGUACUCACUGGUAAGUCAAUUAUUUUAUUGAAUUCUGCUCUGGACCUCAAGUGCAUUUUCCCCAACAAGAACAAUGUCAUCGGCAAACAGCAUACACCAGGGUGCUUCCUCCUGUAUGUCCGAUGUCAGAGCAUCCAUAACCAGGAGGAACAAAUACGGACUUAA